Molecule: messenger RNA, 2232 nt
Organism: Closterium sp. Naga37s-1
Lineage: Eukaryota; Viridiplantae; Streptophyta; Zygnematophyceae; Desmidiales; Closteriaceae
Source: the annotation of a GenBank genome assembly
AUGCCCUCACUUCCCGUUGUCUUGUCUCAUCCCAUAUUGCCGUACCCCGUCACCCGACCCCUGCCGUGCAGAGCAUGCGACGGAGGAGGCGUUUGGGGCCGAGGGCAUGUCACUGCCCAUCCAUGCCCUCACUUCCCGUUGUCUUGUCUCAUCCCAUAUUGCCGUACCCCGUCACCCGACCCCUGCCGUGCAGAGCAUGCGACGGAGGAGGCGUUUGGGGCCGAGGGCAUGUCACUGCCCAUCCAUGCCCUCACUUCCCGUUGUCUUGUCUCAUCCCAUAUUGCCGUACCCCGUCACCCGACCCCUGCCGUGCAGAGCAUGCGACGGAGGAGGCGUUUGGGGCCGAGGGCAUGUCACUGCCCAUCCAUGCCCUCACUUCCCGUUGUCUUGUCUCAUCCCAUAUUGCCGUACCCCGUCACCCGACCCCUGCCGUGCAGAGCAUGCGACGGAGGAGGCGUUUGGGGCCGAGGGCAUGUCACUGCCCAUCCAUGCCCUCACUUCCCGUUGUCUUGUCUCAUCCCAUAUUGCCGUACCCCGUCACCCGACCCCUGCCGUGCAGAGCAUGCGACGGAGGAGGCGUUUGGGGCCGAGGGCAUGUCACUGCCCAUCCAUGCCCUCACUUCCCGUUGUCUUGUCUCAUCCCAUAUUGCCGUACCCCGUCACCCGACCCCUGCCGUGCAGAGCAUGCGACGGAGGAGGCGUUUGGGGCCGAGGGCAUGUCACUGCCCAUCCAUGCCCUCACUUCCCGUUGUCUUGUCUCAUCCCAUAUUGCCGUACCCCGUCACCCGACCCCUGCCGUGCAGAGCAUGCGACGGAGGAGGCGUUUGGGGCCGAGGGCAUGUCACUGCCCAUCCAUGCCCUCACUUCCCGUUGUCUUGUCUCAUCCCAUAUUGCCGUACCCCGUCACCCGACCCCUGCCGUGCAGAGCAUGCGACGGAGGAGGCGUUUGGGGCCGAGGGCAUGUCACUGCCCAUCCAUGCCCUCACUUCCCGUUGUCUUGUCUCAUCCCAUAUUGCCGUACCCCGUCACCCGACCCCUGCCGUGCAGAGCAUGCGACGGAGGAGGCGUUUGGGGCCGAGGGCAUGUCACUGCCCAUCCAUGCCCUCACUUCCCGUUGUCUUGUCUCAUCCCAUAUUGCCGUACCCCGUCACCCGACCCCUGCCGUGCAGAGCAUGCGACGGAGGAGGCGUUUGGGGCCGAGGGCAUGUCACUGCCCAUCCAUGCCCUCACUUCCCGUUGUCUUGUCUCAUCCCAUAUUGCCGUACCCCGUCACCCGACCCCUGCCGUGCAGAGCAUGCGACGGAGGAGGCGUUUGGGGCCGAGGGCAUGUCACUGCCCAUCCAUGCCCUCACUUCCCGUUGUCUUGUCUCAUCCCAUAUUGCCGUACCCCGUCACCCGACCCCUGCCGUGCAGAGCAUGCGACGGAGGAGGCGUUUGGGGCCGAGGGCAUGUCACUGCCCAUCCAUGCCCUCACUUCCCGUUGUCUUGUCUCAUCCCAUAUUGCCGUACCCCGUCACCCGACCCCUGCCGUGCAGAGCAUGCGACGGAGGAGGCGUUUGGGGCCGAGGGCAUGUCACUGCCCAUCCAUGCCCUCACUUCCCGUUGUCUUGUCUCAUCCCAUAUUGCCGUACCCCGUCACCCGACCCCUGCCGUGCAGAGCAUGCGAUCGAGGAGGUGUUUGGAGCGGAGUACGUGUCGCUGCAUGUGAGGAAGAGCAACCGGGCCGCUUUCCACCUCUACACCGAAACACUCGGUUACAAUUCUUUCGUCCUCGCUCCUUCUCCUCGCCUGCUCAACCUGUUCACCGCACCCCGCCCCCAUUUCGGCAGGAUCAACGACAUUGAGGCAAAGUACUAUGCUGAUAGCGAGGAUGCUUAUGACAUGCGCAAGAACCUCAAGCCUGCUGCAGAGAAGCCCAAGAAGGAAGUAAAGUUAGGAAAGGCGGCUUCUGAUGAUAAGGCAUCAUCUAAUAACGAGGAUGCAGCUAAGGACAAGGCACAGGGCAGUACGGAAGAUGCUGGGGCAGCUAUUAAAGGGGAUAAGCGUGAUGUAGAUAGGACUGCAAGGGCUGAUGAGUCAAAGGCUGGGGAGAAAAAGGAGGAAGGUUCUGAGAAGGGGGGUGAGAAGGAGGUGGCUGCGCCGGCAACACCAGCGAGGGAGAAGGAGAAAGGGGCUUCCCGAGGGGGUGGCAAGGGCGGGUCUGGGCGGCGGCGCAAGGGUGGCAAGGGCUAA